AUGUCCAAUAUUGCUCUUCAUCGUACCACAUCCGACUAUACAUCCUCAAGUGACAGCAGCCGACUCGUGAGUCCGCCCAGCGUGGCUAGCGGUAGUACCUUCUCAGACAGUUUGGCUCUUCUGCCUCCGAAUUCGGGUGCACUUUAUGGGGACCCUUUAGUUCAGCCCUACGAUCGCCAACAGGCCAUGCCAGUCGGGGACAGUAACAAUGGCAAUUCCAUCACCGCUUCGCCUGGGUUCGCGCGGACGCAAAUCACACUAGUUGCAGUUCCUCAUUCCUUCACCCCCUUUUCCAGUCGAUUGCAUCGCCUUGCAGGACGAUGGAGUCACUUGGAGGGAGAAUGUGAGCGUCAACAACAGUGCGACGAUUACUCGACCAACAACCUCAACGUCGAGAACACUCAAUCACCCAAUUCUAAUCCCCCGGUCCCUCCUCAUCCCACAAACGUACCGUUGACGCCUUCUUUGAAGAAUUGGUGUUCUGUCUUCUACUACGAGUUGAACAACCGUGUCGGUGACGUUUUUCAUGCCUCGAAACCCAAAUUCACCGUGGAUGGGUUUACGGCGCCGUCUUUGGGCACAGAAAGAUUCAGUUUAGGCGGACUUAGUCACGUGAAUCGUCCACCUCAAGUUGAUAUGACUCGCCGCCACAUUGGUCGCGGCCUCAAUCUGCUUUACAUAUCAGGGGAGGUGUUCGUUGAGUGUCUGAGCGAUGCGGCCAUUUUCGUCCAGUCACCCAGUUGCAAUCGUCUUAACAACUGGCAUCCUGCCACCGUGGUCAAGGUCCCUCCGCGUUGCAAUCUUCGUGUUUUCGAUAACCGUGAAUUCGCGGAAUUGCUGUCUCAGUCAGUCACCAGAAACUACGAAACCGUAUUCUCCCUCACCCAUAUGUGUUUCAUUCGAAUCAGCUUUGUGAAAGGAUGGGGCGCUGAUUACCGUCGUCAAACUAUAACCAGCACACCCUGUUGGAUUGAGCUUCACCUGAACGAGCCGCUCAAGUGGCUUGACCGGGUCUUGCAAGAGAUGGGCUCUCCCUCGACUCCGUGCACCUCUGUCAGCUAA
This is a messenger RNA of Echinococcus granulosus, 1062 nucleotides long. Its product is annotated as Mothers against decapentaplegic. Gene Ontology annotation, biological process: anatomical structure morphogenesis; cell differentiation; SMAD protein signal transduction. The transcript has 6 exons. Gene Ontology annotation, cellular component: heteromeric SMAD protein complex. Gene Ontology annotation, molecular function: DNA-binding transcription factor activity, RNA polymerase II-specific; I-SMAD binding; RNA polymerase II cis-regulatory region sequence-specific DNA binding. The record is from RefSeq and is a predicted model, not a curated record. The coding region runs from base 1 to 1062 and encodes 353 amino acids. Lineage: Eukaryota; Metazoa; Platyhelminthes; Cestoda; Cyclophyllidea; Taeniidae.